This is a messenger RNA of Desarmillaria tabescens, 1689 nucleotides long. RefSeq names its product pyridoxal phosphate-dependent transferase. Lineage: Eukaryota; Fungi; Basidiomycota; Agaricomycetes; Agaricales; Physalacriaceae. Gene Ontology annotation, biological process: amino acid metabolic process. Gene Ontology annotation, cellular component: cytoplasm. Gene Ontology annotation, molecular function: carboxy-lyase activity; pyridoxal phosphate binding. Bases 1 to 1395 code for a protein of 464 amino acids. The transcript is spliced from 10 exons. The record is from RefSeq and is a predicted model, not a curated record.
AUGGAUAUCGAGCAAUUCCGCAAAGCUGGCUAUCAGGCAAUCGAUCGGAUUUGCGACUACCAUUAUUCAUUGCGGAACAAACCGGUAGUAGCUAAUGUCCAGCCUGGUUAUCUCAAACCUCUGAUACCCUCGGCUCCCCCCGAUGCUGGAGAGGAUUUCCAGACUAUUGCUGACGAUUAUCAAAGGCUCAUCGUACCCGGUCUCACGCAUUGGCAACAUCCUUCAUUUUUUGCAUAUUUUCCAACGGCAUGCACAUUUGAAGGUAUUCUUGGUGACCUUUAUUCAUCCAGCGUUAGUAAUCCCGGUUUCAAUUGGGCUUCAAGUCCCGCAUGCAGUGAAUUAGAAGUCAUCGUUAUGGAUUGGGCAGCAAAGCUUCUUGGCCUCGCUUCUGGUUUCAUGAAUGAAUCUGGAAUCGGCGGCGGAGCAAUCCAAUCGUCUGCAUCGGACUCAGCGAUGAUUGCUAUCGUGGCCGCGCGUGCGUCUUACAAACGAGAGUAUCCAGAUACAAAGCUCGAGGAACUCGUCAUCUAUACAACAUCGCAAACUCAUUCUCUUGGUGUAAAGGCUGGAAUGGUUUUAGGAUUGUCUGUACGUAUAUUAGAUGUCAAAUCCGAGGACAACUAUUCCUUGAGAGGUGACACUCUCAGGUCUGCCUUGGAAGAGGACAGGAGGGCUGGUAAAAAACCCUUUAUUAGACAAGUUGGUAAGUCUAUGAAAUACGAACAUGAAGGAAUGGAUCAUCCUUAUCUUCGUGUUCACGUCGAUGCUGCUUGGGCCGGAGUCGCAUUUAGCUGUCCUGAGUAUAGAAAAAUCGGCUAUCUAGAUGAAAUCAACGAGUUCGCAGACUCUUUUUGUACCAAUUUCCACAAGGUCCUUCAAAGCUUGAAAUUCCUCACGGAAGCGUUAGACAUAACUCCACCAUUUCUCAGAACGAAGCAAGGCGAUGCUGGUCGAACACUGGCCAUCGAUUACCGAAACUGGCACUUGGGACUUGGUCGAAGAUUUCGGUCCCUCAAGUUUUGGUUUGUCUUGCGCAGUUUUGGCGUGCAAGGUUUCCAACAGCAUAUCCGAAAGUCAAUCAGUCUCAAUAAUCUCUUCGUCAGUUUAGUAAAACAAUCUGAUAUCAUCAAGAUUGUCACUCCACCUUCUUUCGGACUGACUGUAUUCCGACUGGACCCCCCUUCUCACAUACUGCAACAGACAACUGAGUCCUUGAACACGCUCAAUAUGUCAUUUUUCAGUCGUAUAUCGGCUCGCGACGAUAUCUGUCUCACACAGACAUGGCUGAAUAGAGUAGUUUGCAUACGUUUUGCUGUUGGUGCGGUGCUGACGAGCGAGAGAGACAUACAGAAGGCUUUUCGACACCAUUUUGAAGGAAGCGACCGGGGCGAUUGAUACUGUGGGCAGAGAAGUCGAAAAAAUCUUCAUCAUAAUGUCCUCUGUUAUUAAAUGUAAACUGCACUGAAUUAUCUGAGUUUGGAACAGAUAAUUAUUCAGUCUGACGACUUGCUCAAAUUUACCUUGGUCAGUUAAAAAUAACCAAAUUUGGCGGUAACAAGCUGGGACAUAGCGAUGGUAUCACACACCAUUAGCUUGAGCCUCAAGGAGAGAGGGAGAUGGCGGAUGAACUUAGCAUGCUGCAAAUACUUCCUCAGCUGUCGUAGUUACUAGUAACACUUUGACCACAAG